Molecule: messenger RNA, 370 nt
Organism: Staurois parvus
Lineage: Eukaryota; Metazoa; Chordata; Amphibia; Anura; Ranidae
Source: the annotation of a GenBank genome assembly
CACUGCGCAUGCGCGGCUCAGGGAGCGUGCAGCGCUGCGAUCACCGAUCACGGAAAGAGCCGAAGAUGUCGGCUCGGUCAUGUGAUCAGCUGUGUCCAAUCACAGCUGAUCACAUGGCACUGAUGAUCAGUGUGCCCUGAUGAUCAGUGUAGCCCCAGCAGUGCCACCUGUCAGUGUCCAUCAGUGCCUUAUGUCAGUGCUGAUCAGUGCCUCGUGCCAGUGCCCAUCAGUCCAAUAUCAGUGCCUACCAGUGCACAUCAAUGCCACAUAUCAGUGCCCAUCUGAGCUGCCUUUCAGUGUCACCCAUCAGUGCCACCUACCAGUGCCUCCUCAUCAGUGCCCAUUAGUGCCACCUAUCAGUGUCCAUCAG